AUGCCAUCGCGCUUUGCUCUUUCAUGCGCGGACUGUGAGGGUGCGCGCGGCGCCAUGGCGGACAGCAUUCUCUUCGAGGAUAUCUUCACGCUCACCGACAUGGACGUCGGCGGCAAGAAGUUCGACAAAGUGUCGCGCAUAGAGGCGCGCAGCGAGCAGUUUGACAUGGCGCUGUCGCUGGACGUGAACACGGAGGUGUACCCGCUGGCCGCAGGCGACAAGUUCACCCUCGCGCUCUCGCCCACGCUCAGCCUCGAAGGCGUCUCCGAUGAAGGCGUGUACGACCAGUCGGGGAGGCAGUCACUGAUGGACCGCUACGAGUACGUGAUGUAUGGCAAGCUCUACAAGUACAGCGACGCCACUGGCAGCGCCGCCGACGCCGAAAUCUACGUCUCAUUUGGUGGUUUGCUCAUGCGCUUGGCUGGGGAUAGCACAAACCUAAAAGAUUUCCAUAUUGAUCAGCGGCUGUAUAUUCUUAUUAGAAAGGUCUAA
Messenger RNA from Closterium sp. Naga37s-1, 492 nucleotides. NCBI's taxonomy places the organism in Eukaryota, Viridiplantae, Streptophyta, Zygnematophyceae, Desmidiales, Closteriaceae. The record is from the annotation of a GenBank genome assembly.